ACUCUCCCUAGUUUAGAUUCUGUACUGUUAUCAAGUGCUUCUCUAGGUUACCAUCAAAAAUAUUCCAAAUUAACAUCCGUCGUCUGGUUAGUGUCAAUCAUGGCUGGAAUUUUGAAAAUUCCAACGAUCAUAAGCAAGAAUUCCACCACGAACUCGCUGAAUAUUGCGAGUAAACAACUUUUGAGGAAUCUUCACAUCACAGUCAGUGGUAGCAGUGAUGCCAAAACAUCUCAGGUCUCUCGUGACUACCCGGUUGUUGACCAUAACUUUGAUGCCGUUGUUGUCGGUGCCGGUGGAGCUGGACUAAGAGCAGCUUUCGGUCUGGUUGCGGAGGGUUUCAACACAGCUGUUGUCACCAAAUUGUUCCCAACCCGUUCGCAUACUGUUGCUGCUCAAGGUGGCAUCAAUGCUGCCCUGGGAAACAUGGAGGCCGAUAAUUGGCAGUGGCACAUGUAUGACACUGUCAAGGGCUCCGACUGGCUUGGUGACCAAGAUGCUAUUCAUUACAUGACACGAGAAGCACCAAAAGCUGUGAUAGAGCUUGAAAAUUAUGGUAUGCCGUUCAGUCGAACUAAGGAUGGUAAAAUUUACCAACGGGCAUUUGGUGGUCAAAGUUUGAAUUUCGGAAAAGGUGGUCAAGCUCAUCGGUGUUGUGCUGUUGCUGAUCGUACAGGUCAUUCGUUGUUGCACACUCUUUAUGGUCAAUCCCUUAGUUACAACUGCAACUACUUUAUCGAAUACUUUGCCCUUGAUUUACUCAUGGAGGAAGGAGAGUGCCGAGGUGUCAUUGCCCUGUGCUUAGAAGAUGGAACACUACACCGUUUCCGAGCAAAGAAUACGAUUUUAGCAACUGGUGGAUACGGUAGAGCUUAUUUCUCAUGCACCUCUGCCCACACUUGUACUGGUGAUGGCACAGCUAUGAUCUCUCGUGCAAAUUUGCCCAAUGAAGAUCUUGAAUUCGUUCAGUUUCAUCCAACAGGUAUCUACGGAGCUGGUUGUCUGAUGACUGAAGGUUGUCGUGGUGAAGGAGGAUAUUUGAUCAACAGCGAGGGAGAAAGGUUUAUGGAACGUUAUGCACCUGUUGCCAAAGAUCUUGCCUCACGAGAUGUUGUAUCUAGGUCAAUGACCAUGGAAAUUCGAGAUGGAAGAGGUUGUGGUCCAGAGAAGGAUCAUGUAUAUUUGCAGUUGCACCACUUGCCUCCGGACCAGUUAGCCCAAAGAUUGCCUGGUAUCUCUGAAACUGCAAUGAUUUUCGCUGGCGUAGAUGUAACUAGAGAGCCGAUUCCAGUUUUACCAACAGUUCAUUACAACAUGGGAGGUGUGCCAACCAACUACAAAGGACAGGUUUUGACAAGCAAAAAUGGUGAUGAUGAGAUCAUUAGGGGUCUUUACGCAUGUGGUGAAGCGUCCUGUGCCUCAGUUCAUGGUGCCAACAGAUUAGGUGCUAAUUCUCUCCUCGAUCUCGUAGUCUUCGGAAGAGCUUGUGCAAAGACAAUCGCUGACGAAAACAAACCUGGAGAAUCUUUUGGGCCCAUCAGACCUAAUGCAGGAGAAGAAUCAGUCGCUAAUUUGGAUAAGAUCAGAUUUGCAAAUGGAAGCGUAUCGACCGCUACCCUUAGGCUGAAUAUGCAGAAGGCCAUGCAAAAUCAUGCUGCUGUUUUCCGAACUGCUGAAUCGCUACAGGAAGGUUGUAAGAAGAUGGCAGACAUCUACAAAGGAUUGAAAGACCUGAAGAUCAGCGACAGUAGCUUAAUUUGGAACUCUGACCUUGUUGAGACUUUGGAGCUGCAGAAUCUAAUGUUAAACGCCAUGCAGACAAUUGUUGCUGCUGAAAAUAGAAAAGAGUCCAGAGGAGCACACGCACGUGAAGAUUUCAAGACCCGGAUCGAUGAGUAUGAUUACUCGAAGCCCUUAGAUGGGCAAGUUAAGAAGCCAAUCGACCAGCACUGGAGAAAGCAUACACUUACGUACAUCAACCCAGAUACUGGAAAGGUUACAAUCGACUAUCGACCUGUCAUUGAUCAGACACUCGAUGAAGCAGAAUGCAAAACUGUGCCACCAGCGAUCCGAUCCUACUAGAGUUUAUAACUCAAAUUACUUCUCUUAUUCAUCAGUAUUGUGUAGAUUGAUCGAACUUUGAAGUCAAAAAACAUGUCUAUCAGUGAAACCAACUUUUUUACCGAUCUACUCUCACCAUCGUUGAAAUUUGUAGCUUUAUAGUAGACUUAAUUAUUACGCUACCAGUCUAACCUGAUAUAGUUUUAAAAAUUGUGAUUUCUUUUGCAAAGUGUGAACCAGCUUAUUUUACUUAUCACAGGAUAGACAAUUGGACCAUUCUUAUUUCAUUUUGUUGGUACAUGGCCCUUUUACAUCACUGAUACAUAUAUACAGCGUGUCUUUGUCAAGUAUAGUGAAAUAAUAUUUUUAUGUUUUGUGAUCAUGGUACAAUAUUGGCAAAGGCUUUAUCAAUUUAUGAUACACAACCAAAAAAAAUUAAAAAUUCAGUUCUUAUUCUAUUUUAAAAACUACCUUUUCAGCAGCAUUCACGACAUCAUGCUCCGUAAGCUGUCAAGGACCUAAUCUUUUUAAAGUAACUUUAGCAAAACUCACAAUUAGGUAUGUAUGGAAAUGAUUGAGAUACACGGAACUAUGAACCUUAGAUUUACCCAAAGUUACGCACAAAAAAUAAGAAGAGGGAGACAUUUUUCGUCAGUUCUUAAAUGGGUUGCAGUAUGUAAUUUCAUUUUCUUUCUCAAUAAAUCAUACUCUGAGGUAUUAAAUUGAUUAGAUGAGCAGAUUUUUUUCUCUCUCUCUUUUAGAGAAAUGUUUUAAACAAUUAAAUACAUUUUUAAGAUAAAAUAUAAAGUCCCAAGCUAUAAAAAUUGCUUGGGUCUAUGAAGAAGAGGUCAUAGAUGUUUAUUCCUUCUCUUUUCUGCACUUUUUGUCACAUUUGCAUUCUGAUCAGGCUAACGUAAUGAAUAAAAUAAUGAACUCAUGACAGUUUUAAAAUUUGUAGAUUUUUUCGUGCAAAAUUGUUCUUAUAUUUUUCUGUGCAGUAAAAAUACUAUAUCACCAUUGAAUUUCUGAAUAUCAAACUUCUGAGGCAGGAACUUAACGUCUGAAUUUAAAGGCUUUAGUAAAAUAUAGAGUUUGCAAGGUAUUUAUCCAAGUCAUCUUUAAAGUAUACGUAUAGUAUGAAUUUACUCUUCUGUUUUGAGUGGAACUUGUCCUAAAGGUCUGGAGCCACCUAUUUUAAAGUGUUUUGAAGUUUCAUAACAGAAAUACGGACUGUGAAAUGGAUAUCAAUCACCACUGUAUUGAUGCUUGUAAUUUAUUAAUUAUGAAUGUAAGAAUCAGUGUGAUUAAAUUGUUAAAUUUGAAUAAAUAAAUGUUGUACCUAUUUUAAUA
Molecule: messenger RNA, 3408 nt
Organism: Bemisia tabaci
Lineage: Eukaryota; Metazoa; Arthropoda; Insecta; Hemiptera; Aleyrodidae
Gene: SdhA
Product: succinate dehydrogenase, subunit A (flavoprotein)
Biological process (GO): tricarboxylic acid cycle; mitochondrial electron transport, succinate to ubiquinone
Cellular component (GO): respiratory chain complex II (succinate dehydrogenase)
Molecular function (GO): succinate dehydrogenase (quinone) activity; flavin adenine dinucleotide binding; electron transfer activity
Source: RefSeq, a predicted model, not a curated record